CUAAUCAUCGGCCUUAACUUCUCUCCCCACAGUAUAAUUAGCAACGGAAGCUCCAACGGCAAUGGCGUUCUUCCCCUGCUGCUAUUUAACUGAAACAGAGAAACCCGAAGCCUCCCCUUAUCGGAGAUUCGAUCCGCCGGACAAAGUAAAUCUUCGUCACUUCUUUGUUGGGUUUCCUGUUCUUCUUCUCUCUUUCUGUGUUCUGAGUCUUCCUUGGCCGAGCUGGGCUUUCGCAGCGCCAUGGAAGGUCUCUGCAGCAAGAAGACGAUUCUGGGUCUCUGCCCUUUCCUCCUUCUCCUCCUCUGUUUCUUUCCUUUCACCAACGCAGAGCUUGAGAGAUUCGAGCAGCCCGUCAAGGCAGACGGGUCAACGAGCUUCCUGGUGAUCGGAGAUUGGGGCCGACGAGGAGAGUACAAUCAGUCUGAAGUUGCUCUUCAGAUGGGAAUGAUUGGGGAGAAGCUGAACAUCGAUUUUGUGGUAUCAACGGGAGACAAUUUCUACGAUAACGGGCUGACGAGCGACGUCGACCCUGCGUUUGAGGAGUCCUUUUCCAAAAUCUACACUGCUCCGAGCUUGCAGAAGCCGUGGUACAGUGUUCUGGGGAACCAUGAUUACAGGGGAAAUGCAGAGGCCCAGUUGAGCCCUGUCCUCAGAAAAAUUGACAGCAGAUGGCUUUGCUUGAGGUCCUUCAUUGUCAAUUCAGAGUUGGUGGAGAUGUUUUUUGUGGACACGACACCGUUCGUGAGGUCGUACUUCACCGACUCAGAGGGCCAUACGUAUGAUUGGCGCGGCGUGAAGUCCCGUAAGAUGUACAUCAAGAACCUAUUGGGGGAUCUGGAAUUGGCGCUGAGGGAGUCAACCGCAACAUGGAAGAUCGCAGUUGGUCACCACGCGAUCAGGAGCAUAAGCCACCAUGGCGACACUCAAGAGCUCGUGAAAUUGCUUCUCCCAAUUCUUCGGGUGAACAAUGUCGAUUUCUACAUGAACGGGCACGACCACUGCCUCGAACACAUUCAGGACACAGGAAGUGAGAUUCAAUUUCUAACAAGCGGGGCCGGGUCCAAGGCGUGGAGAGGAGACAUCAGAUCAACAAACAAAGCACACGUGAGGUUUUUCUAUGACGGGCAAGGAUUCAUGUCGGUUCAGCUAACCUCAGAUAAUGCAAGGAUCGUGUUCUACGAUGUGUUCGGGGAGGUCUUGCACGAGUGGAAUGCGAUGAAGAGGCUUCACCCGUCGGUGUAAGAGAGCAAAAACCCAAAAAGAAAGAUCUUUGUUACCGCGAAAACCCUGGGAAAGCAAAGAUUUGGUUGAGGAAGUGUGGGCAAUAUCGCAUUCCCGUUAACAGAUUAAGCCUUCACAUGUAAUUGGCCAUACGAAAAAGCUUUCUCCAGUACAACCGGGAUUACGGUUAGCUUCCUCCACUACUACGAGCUGAGAGCCGCAUGCUUCUGUCAUCUGGACCUGAUCAGAAAAUAUAUUCUUCAAUUUCUCGACAACAAAAGAUGCUGUUUCGUGGUGAUCAAUUGCCGAACUCGUGAACAUCCCACAAAUCAACCGAUCUAAGGAAGUCCUUGCAGACAAGCACCAAGAGACACUGUGCUGGUGGUGAUUCGUACAUGAAAUGCUGCAAAUUUGUCAUGAGGCUCAACCCAAGUUUCACCA
Punica granatum (pomegranate) is the source of this 1662-nucleotide messenger RNA. NCBI's taxonomy places the organism in Eukaryota, Viridiplantae, Streptophyta, Magnoliopsida, Myrtales, Lythraceae. The record is from RefSeq and is a predicted model, not a curated record.